Messenger RNA from Ilex paraguariensis (yerba mate), 429 nucleotides. NCBI's taxonomy places the organism in Eukaryota, Viridiplantae, Streptophyta, Magnoliopsida, Aquifoliales, Aquifoliaceae. The record is from the annotation of a GenBank genome assembly.
AUGGGUGUGGGAGUCGUUGCAAGAGAUUGCAACGGAGAUUUUGUAGCGGGAUUGGGUAAACUUGUAUGUAAUCCUCUAAGUGAAAAACAUGUCGAAGCUAUGGCAGCAUUUACUGGGAUCAAACUAGUUAUGGAAUUGGGUUUUAACAAGGUUAUCUUGGAAGAAGAUUCAACGAAUAACAUUGAGGCGAUUCACCUGAGAGGAUCAAAUCUCUCUAAUGUUGAGAUUUUUGUUGAUCAGGUCCAUAUUCAAGCGAAUCGAUUAACUGAUUUCUCGGCCAAAUGGAUUAGACGACAGGAAAACUUUGUGGCCAAUGCAUUAACUAAAUAUACUGAUAUUUGUAAGGAGUUCAAAAGCUUGAGGCUUGGAUGUUUGAUCAUCAUGACAUGGCUUGAUAGGGAAGGGGUAAGGGGUGGUGGAAUGGGAUAG